Molecule: messenger RNA, 1365 nt
Organism: Sugiyamaella lignohabitans
Lineage: Eukaryota; Fungi; Ascomycota; Dipodascomycetes; Dipodascales; Trichomonascaceae
Gene: HXT13
Product: hexose transporter HXT13
Exons: 1
Coding region: 1-1365 (454 amino acids)
Biological process (GO): transmembrane transport; carbohydrate transport
Cellular component (GO): membrane
Molecular function (GO): carbohydrate:proton symporter activity
Source: RefSeq, a predicted model, not a curated record
AUGGUUGACGAGAAGAUUCAAGUUGAAAAUGUCGAGCAUGUCGUCUAUGACAGUCCUGAGAAGGAAAUCGUAGAAUUCAGAGGGUCUGAUGCGCUCCUGGAAGCUGCUCAAAAGGACCCUCCUAAGAUUUUUUCCAAGCGAAUGCUUCAGCUGUAUAUCAUUUGUCUUAUUCCUUUCUUAUGUUCCACCAUGAAUGGUUACGAUGGAAGUUUACUUUCCUCUCUGUUGCUUCUUAAACCAUUUAAUGACACAUUCGGAGCAACUACAGUCGGUAUCAAGGCCGGUCUUAUUUCUGCCAUGUAUCAAAUUGGUGGUGUUGCUACUAUCCCUUUCUUGGGUCCUGUAAACGAUACUUUCGGAAGAAGAUUUGGAAUGUUCUUCGGUUGUCUUAUCGUAGUCAUCGGUACCGUUGUCCAAGCGACUUCGAAAAAUAUUAAUCAGUUAAUGGGAGGUAGAUUUGUUCUUGGUUUUGGCGUUAGUUUUGCAACUGCUGCUGCUCCCAUCUAUGCUAUUGAGAUUUCCCACCCAUCUUACAGAGCAGCUAUCACUGGAUCCUACAACACCCUUUAUUGCUGGGGAUCCAUUCUUGCUACGGUUGUUUUGUUCUGCACUCAAAAUAUCCCUAAUAACAGGGCCUGGAUUAUUCCUACUUAUGUCCAGAUGGUCUGUCCUGGCCUUGUGGUAAUCUUCUCCAUGUUUUUGCCCGAGUCUCCUAGAUGGCUCUACUGUAAUGGCAAGCAAGAAAAGGCAAAGGAAAUCUUAACAUACUACCAUGGUGAGGGCAAUCCAGAAAAUGCCUUCAUUACUUUGCAAAUCCGUGAAUUCGAAGAGCAAUUAGAACUCGAUGGUACGGAUAAGAGAUGGUGGGACUACAGAGCUUUGUUCAGAGACAGAGCCAGUAUUUAUCGUCUUUGUUGUAACCUUGUUUACUCUUGUUUCGGACAGUUGAGUAAUGGUGGUAUCAGUUAUUUCGUUGGUGCUUUCUACCACUCUGCCGGUAUCACCUCCAACAGAACUAUUUUCUCCUACAAUCUUGGUACCGGUUUCUUAUCCUUCAUUCUAGCUUUAAUAGGUGCUCAGGUUAUUCAGCAAAUCGGUCGUCGUAAGGUCAUUCUUGGUUCGCUUGUUGGCAUGACUUUGUUCUGGGCACUGGUCACUAUUUGCGUCGCUAGAUUUGAUGCUUCUGGAGAAAAGACAACUGCUUGGGCUCAAGCUGGUAUUGCCUUUUACAUCUUGUUCGGUGUUGUCUAUGGUAAGUUGAGAUGCUGUCUAUUCCGCCAAGUCUAUAUACUAACUAAAACACAGCCAUCGCGGUUACUCCUAUGCAAGCACUUUAUCCUAAUGAAGUCCUUUCAUACGAAAUGA